GAAAUUAUUCGGAUUACAUAGCAAAGAAAGAAAAACGGGUUGCGUCUCGGCGUCUAUGGAAGGCCACAAUACAUUCUUCUCAGUUCUGACUUCUGAAUAGUAAAACAUAAGAGGAUAGCGGAUUUGAGAGAGCCCGGCCGUGGUCUCUCCUUUGCCUCCCCUGGUUUUGGGAUCACUCGCUACUCUCUAUUGGGUUUUGCCAAAACUUCGAUCAUAAGAGGUAUUUGAGAGCAAUUAUAGGAGAUGGCGGGAGCAAGUAGAAAGAUAUCAGCUGCAUCAGCUAGGGCACAUACAAGAAAAGCAAAGCAGUGUAGCUUAUUCCGAUUUCCUUCAGGUCUGCUUAAGAAAAUAUCAGUUGUCUUGUUCGUUGGACUUCUGGCAUGGGCUUAUCAGGCCAUCAAACCACCACCUCCGAAGAUCUGUGGCUCUCCAGAUGGCCCACCUAUUACAGCGCCUCGAAUAAAACUCAGUGAUGGUAGGCAUUUGGCUUACAAAGAGAUUGGUGUCCCAAAAGAUAAGGCCAAGUAUAAGAUUAUCUUCGUUCAUGGCUUUGAUUCUUGCAGACAUCAUGCUAUACCGAUAUCUCCGGAAGUUGUUGAAGAACUAGGAAUUUAUGUGUUGUCUUUUGACAGAGCUGGAUAUGGAGAGAGUGAUCCUAAUCCAAAACGAACAGUGAAGAGUAUAGCUUUGGAUAUUGAAGAACUUGCUGAUCAGUUAGGAUUGGGAUCAAAGUUUUAUGUAAUAGGAUUUUCUAUGGGUGGACAACUGAUUUGGACCUGCCUCAAAUACAUUCCUCACCGGUUGGCUGGAGCAGCACUAGUUGCACCAGUUAUCAACUACUGGUGGCCUAGCCUUCCUGCCAAUUUGUCUAAGGAGGCCUAUCAACAGCAACAUCCGCAGGACCAAUGGGCAAUUAGGGUGGCUCAUUAUGCUCCGUGGCUUACAUACUGGUGGAACACUCAGAAAUGGUUUCCUGCUUCCAGCGUUAUACACCAGAACCCUGAUGUUUUUUCUAGACAAGAUAAAGAUCUCUUAUCUAAGCUUUCAACGGGGAAAGAGAGCAUGGUACAUGAUGUCAGGCAGCAAGGUGAAUUUGAAUCCCUUCAUCGUGAUAUGAUGAUUAGUUUUGGGACUUGGAAUUUUGACCCUGUGGAUCUUGAGAACCCAUUUUCAAACAAUGAGGGUUCAGUCCACUUAUGGAUGGGAGAUGAAGAUAGGCUUGUGCCUAUAAGUCUACAACGUUACAUCGCUGGAAAACUCCCAUGGAUUCACUACCAUGAGUUACCAGGUUCAGGUCACAUAUUCCCACUGAUUCCUGGUAUGAGUGAUACUAUUGUAAGGUCACUUUUACUUGGAGAUAAAUAGGCUACUUCAGGUACACCAGGCUAGAUCAUCCUUUUUUAGUUCUUUCUUUUCUUUUCUUUUCUUUUGUAUUUGCAUGUCUGUAUUUCAUUUCCUUCUCUUAUCAAUUUUUGACUUCCAUUUAGUGUUCUUCCCAUCUUUUUUGAUGAGAUAUGUUUUAGCUGGUAUAGCUCCUAUAUCUGUUGUUGAAUGAAAAUGGGAUGUGAAAAUUGAUGAGUCAAAUUUGAUAUUUUGUUGUUGUAUUGAUGAACUCAUUUUGAUUGAUGGCAUGGUUAUUUUUCUGA
Nelumbo nucifera (sacred lotus) is the source of this 1646-nucleotide messenger RNA. RefSeq lists its product as uncharacterized. The record is from RefSeq and is a predicted model, not a curated record. NCBI's taxonomy places the organism in Eukaryota, Viridiplantae, Streptophyta, Magnoliopsida, Proteales, Nelumbonaceae.